Messenger RNA from Quercus robur (English oak), 1158 nucleotides. RefSeq lists its product as uncharacterized. The record is from RefSeq and is a predicted model, not a curated record. The transcript is spliced from 2 exons. Lineage: Eukaryota; Viridiplantae; Streptophyta; Magnoliopsida; Fagales; Fagaceae. The coding region runs from base 1 to 1158 and encodes 385 amino acids.
AUGGAACAAGGAGAGAAUGAAAGUUUGCGGUCCUUUAUCACUCAUUUCAAUAGGGAAGCCCUGACCGUGGACGAGAUGGAUGACAAGCUACUCUUGGCGGCCUUCCAUGAUAGGGUUAAUUAUGAUUUAUUCAUCCAUAAGCUUUAUGAGAAAGAGCUUCGAUCCAUGGCUAAACUCGUCCAUUCGGCCCAAAACUUUAUGAAUGCAGAGGACGCAAUCAUAGCUAAGAAGAGGAAGAGAGCUGAAAGAAUGGAAGCAAACUCCAUGUGCCACUCCGAGCAAGGUCCCCAUCCAAAGAAGGGACGAACGAAAGAUAAGAAAGAUCGAGAUAACAAGAAGGGAAAUCCCAACAAGCGCAAUAGGAACAAGUAUUUCCGCUUCCAUAAAGACCAUGGGCACGGCACGGACGAGUGUUUCGAUUUAAAGCAGCCGAUUGAAAAUCUCAUCAGACAGGGAAAAUUAAGAAACUUCCUUCGACGAGACAAUAAGGACAAGAAGUUAAAAGGAAAAGUAGAAGAGUCAUCAUGCCCUUCGCUCGGAGAAAUAAGAGUUAUCAUAGGAGGAGGUUCAAUGGGACAAUCGUCCAAGUCAAGGAAAACAUACCUGAAGGUAGUACAGAACGUUCAACUCUCUGGACGAUCGCCAAGGAUGAAGAACACGGACAAACAAGCCAUCACAUUCACGAACGAGGAUGCUGAAAGAAUUCACCACCCUCAUGACGACGCCAUCGUCAUCACUCUGCUCAUUGCUAACUAUACAACCAGGAGGGUGUUGGUGGACAAUGGAAGUUCCACAGAUAUUUUGUAUUACCCUGCUUUUCAGCAAAUGAGGUUAGGACGAGAUAUACUUCAUCUAAUGAAUUCACCCUUAGUGGGUUUCGGAGGAAUGAAAGUACAACUUGUAGGUAUCGUUACAUUACUUGUGGUGGUGGGGGCGUACCCACAACAGGUAACCAAGGACGUAAAUUUCCUUGUGGUAGAUUGUUCGUCCUCCUAUAAUGCUAUAAUCGGGAGACUAACUUUAAAUAAUUGGGAGGCAAUUACAUCUAUUUACCACCUGUCAGUCAAGUUCCCUACGGAGUAUGGAGUAGGACAAGUGCAGGGAGAUCAGCUAGCAGCAAGAGAAUGCUACCUGGCCAUGUUGGCCAUGGACGAAUAG